ACACCAGCACUAGCAGAGAGAGCAGCAGCGGCAGCAGCAGCAGACAUGUGUUAUUUAUCGCUCAGUCGGAGGAGGAUCGAAGCGUAAAAAAGGACUCUCACCGCGUGUCCCUCGAUUCUUCUUCGUCUUCUUCCUCCUCCUCGUAAGUGUUUGAAGAGUGGAAUGGCGAGUCCGCCGAGCGACGCCGGCCCCCCACUCCCGGCCGCCGGCGUGAAGAAGUGCGGCUACCUACGGAAGCAUAAACACGGACACAAACGAUUCUUCGUGCUCCGGGAGCCCGGCGAGGGCUGCCCUGCCCGGCUGGAGUACUACGAGAGCGAGAAGAAAUGGAGGAAUAAGUCCGCCGCCAAGAGGGUCAUCCCGCUGGACUGCUGCCUGAACGUCAACAAGCGAGCGGACGCCAAACACAAAUACCUCAUCGCGCUCUACACCAAGGACGAGUACUUUGCCGUGGCCGCUGACAGCGAGGGCGAGCAGGAGGGCUGGUACCGCGGGCUGACGGAUUUAAUCGCGGAGGGGAGAGAGUUCGAUGGCUCGGCGUCCAACUCCGCGUCCUCGCUGGUGGGCUUCGACGAAGCGAGCUACGGGGUGAUCACGCCGGUCAGCGCCGCCUAUAAGGAGGUAUGGCAGGUCAACAUGAAGUCAAAAGGCUUGGGGCAGAGCAGGAAUUUAACUGGGGUCUACAGACUCUGUUUAUCCAGUCGGACUAUAAGUUUUGUCAAGCUCAACACGGAGGUGGCCUCAGUCAUUUUGCAGCUGAUGAACAUCCGGAGGUGCGGCCACUCUGACAGCUUCUUCUUCAUCGAGGUGGGUCGCUCCGCAGCCACCGGACCCGGCGAGCUUUGGAUGCAAGCUGACGAUUCGGUGGUGGCACAGAACAUCCAUGAAACAAUCCUGGAGGCCAUGAAAGCCAUGAAGGAGCUAUCGGAAUUCCGCCCCCGGAGCAAAAGCCAGUCAUCAGGUACCAACCCCAUCUCUGUGCCCACGAGGCGGCAUCUGAACCACCUUCCCCCGAGCCAGACCGGUCUCCUCCGGAGAUCUCGCACCGACAGCAUGGCCACGACCUCGCCUGUGGGGAAAUUUUCUUCCUGUCGGAUACGCACGGCCAGCGAGGGCGACGGCACCAUGACACGCCCUAUGUCGGUGAACGGGAGCCCCCUCAGCCCGGGGGUCCACCGCACCCUCCUGAGCAGGUCUCACACCAUCACGGCACGCCCGUGUCGGACGUUCGAAUCUUCCUCCCUGCAGCACAGUAAGUCCAUGUCUAUGCCUCUGUCUCAUUCUCCGCCAAUGGCCGCCCCCAGCCUCGCGAGCCUCUCCUCGUGUCCAGAUGGAGGCGCGCCGCGUCCCUCCAGCUGCAGUGCCUCUUUUUCGGGCUCCCCGAGUGACGCCGGUUUCAUAUCGUGCGAAGAGUACGGCUCCAGCCCCGCGUACGGUAGCAAUACCCCGGAGUCUCUCCGAGCUGACACCCCCCCUUCCCGGGACGGCAGCAGGCUCGAUGGCUACAUGGUGAUGGAACAACAGAACCAUCGGUGGUUUCCGGAAUUGGACAAGGCUUAUCGGAAACGCACGUACUCCUUGACGACCCCCCGCCAGCAGAGGUGUCUCCCCCAAGUGUCUUCGGCUUCCCUGGACGAGUACACCCUAAUGAGGGCCACUUACACCAGUGGUAGCCAGACUUCUCGCAGGUGCCUCACAGCCUCUCCUAAAGGAACAUUUCCUGACGAGUGCAGGGACGUCCAGGCUGGUUCAAACUGUCCUCAGGGCGACAGUGGUUACAUGCCUAUGAUGCCGGGCGUGGCACAUAACGCAUCAGGAGCCAAAAAUGACCCCUACAUGCCUAUGAGCCCCAUGUGCGUCUCUGCUCCGAAGCAGAUAAUCAACCCCCGAUCUCACCCCUCCUUUGCUGCAGGGCAGGCCCUGCACACUGACUCCCCGGGCAGCAUUUCCCUCGAGGAUAACGGCUACAUGCGCAUGUGGUGCGGAAUCAAAAUGUCAAUGGAGAGCAAUGAUGGAAAACUGACAAAUGGAGAAUACCUGAACAUGUCUCCUGUCGACCAUUUGUUAGCCCUCAUGCCCCGAGAACACAUCCUUACUUCUUCUGGAGGAGAGCAACAACACAGACAGCCUUAUUCAUAUUCUUCACUUAAAGGCCAAUUGCAGCGCAACGGCUCGACUGACACAGACCAAUAUGUGGUGAUGUGUUUACAGAGACAGCGGAUAGAAGAGGAGUCCAACUACUGUCCCGUUUCAACAGGUGACUCUGUGACACCGGGCACCCCCUCAUCUGCCACCCCUCCUCUCAGAGGAGCUCGGAGUGAUGGAGGUCUGGUGCACAGAAGUAGGGCGUGUCGACCCACCCGCCUGGCCCUGGAUUCUCUAAGAACCUUACCAUGUAUGAGUGAACACCCGCUCCCUUCUGAGCCGCGCAGCCCGGGGGAGUAUAUUAACAUUGACUUCAGUGGCGCUUCCAGUGAUGCGGCGGCAUCUGAAGCAUCUGAAGACUUAAAGCGCGCUGACGCGGGUUCACCACCGCUCUCUGAUUAUGUUAAUGUGGACCUUGCCUCCCCUAAAUCUGCGGUUUCCUCCCCUGGAGGAAGUCUGAACCGGAAGGAAGAUGGCAAAGACGCAGAUGGACAGGCAGAGGCGAGCGAGGUGCUGGAUGAAUAUCCUCUCCAGCAUCACUUAACUCUGACGUGUCAGCCUGCCGCAAUCAAGGACGACUACACCGAGAUGACGUUUGGUCCUUUUGGCGCCGACACCAACGCCCCCCUCGCUGCUAGCCCCGCCACGUGUGUCCAGAGACUGAGUCUCGACAGCAGCCUAGUGGCGGACACUGUAACGGCAGCACCGGUGGAUUCUUUUCUCCUCGGGGGACCCUCCCUCAACGUGCCGCUCGCAGAUCCGCACCGGGGUGCCAAAGUCAUCCGCGCUGACCCUCAGGGACGUCGGCGGCACAGCUCCGAGACCUUUUCCUCUACCACCACCGUCACACCCGUGUGCCCGUCCUUCGCCCACGACACCAAGCGCCACAGCUCGGCCUCGGUGGAAAAUGUUUCCCACGGCGCGCGCGGUUCGGAGGGAUCUGAUGAGGACUACGGCGGCAGCGCCCCCAUGUGCAGGGAGACGUCUGCGGGCUAUCAGAACGGACUCAACUACAUUGCCUUAAACUUGAUGGAGGGCACCCUCGGAGGGUGCCGGUUAGGGGGCUGUGACGGACUCCUGAGAUUCAAAAGCGCCUGUGGAUGCAAGGGCGGCAUGAACGGCUUCAACUCCAGCCCUUACGCCAGCCUGGGAUUCAAGGAGACGACCGCCGCCGCUGUGAAAGAAUGAAGGCCACUGGCUCCGCCCCCCUCCUCCUUCCCUGAGCGAUGACGUCACGCGGGCAACAGCUGGACCGCAGGCCGCUGCCCACAUGUCCUUUGACCCUUCACCGCCAUCGCCUCGGCAACAAGGACACUUGACCUUUGGCCCCGAAUCUUCCCUCGGCGCCGUCCGUCGAUGCUGCUGGACUUUAAAACAAACAAGAAAAAAACUCUCAAACCAACUAUUAACGCUUGGUAACUAUUGUAUUUAACUGACGACAUGAGUUAUUGUAUCAUGUCAGAUAUGUAUUAUUUUGGUUAACAUUAUUAACUCAAUGGCUGCCAUUGACGACGAUAGACAUCGUUCAUUCGCUGCCACCCUCCCACUUCAUAUAGAUUAGACAUCUACCAGUGACAAACUCAUUUCAAUAUACAGGUACAACAGAAGGCUGAUUGGACGCCACAUGAUUGGACGUCUAUCAUCGUCAAUGGCACUGAAAGAGUUAACAGAGUUUAAAAAGACACAAACCAAACCUGGAGAUCACAUGCAAAAAAAAUGCUUACAAAAUAUUUAUUUAUUUAACAAGGAUGUAUGCAUUUGGUGACAUGUUUUCCAAAUGUGUGAAUUUCUAUAAAUAAUAAAAGUGGCAUUUAGGUACAUAUUUAAAAAGCUUGUUUAAAAAAACCUACCUCAUCAAAACAAACAAAAAAAUAAUACAGGUUGGUUAACCCCCUAUAGUUGAUAUAAAUAUGAAUGAAAUAUUUAUUUUACAAUUUUUUAAUUUUUCACCAAUCCAAAGCCUUAAUCCCGCCCCUGUUGGGCUGUUUAGUCUGGACCUAGCAACCCUUCACACCAGAACCGAUACGCAAAGAAUGAGCCACUCUGAGAUUUCCACGGUACGUUUACGACAAAACCCCAUACAAAAUAUGUCUAUUUAUUCACCAGUUACGCUUUGUUUAAAAGGAGCGAUGAUGUCAUACUCAAACAUCACAAUGUGACCCGGGUACUGCCUUGGCCCGCUUGAGCCAAAGUUUUAGAACCUCCAAACAGUUGGUACCUGAGCACCUGUUUUCGCUCGCAGGAAAAUAUGACAAAAAAAGAAUGUUUGAAGUUCUUUGUCUUAACUAGGGAUGGGCGUCUUGAUGGACUUUGGUCGAUUGUGACAAAUUAUCGCCUUGCCUAAAAAUAUCUUUUUUUUUUCUUAUAAAAAUUUUUAAAUUUUUAACUUUUUUUGAAUAUUUUUUUCCUAUAAUUUUUACCUUACUUUUUAAGAGAAAACACUUAAUUUCAAUUUUAUUUGGCUUAAUGUUUUUAUUUGAAAAUUAGAAAAAAAUGUUUCCUAAAUAUAUGAUUUUCUUCAGUUGUCCUCGAGUCAAAAUGACCUGUUUUCAGUUAAACCCCCUUUAAAAAAUACCCUAAACGAUACGUUCUAGGGUUAAAUUGUUCACUGGAUGAAAAAAAAUGAAACUUUAGUCAUUGAAAUGAAUGAAAAUGCAUUCAAAACUAGGGAUGUCCCGAUCGCAUAUUUUUGCAUCCGAGUUCGAGUCACCUGAUUUUGCCGAUAACGCAAUCCGAUACCGAAUUUUGAUUGAACAAAAAGUACUGUUUACAGUAUUUCCUCUUCCUUUUUCCGGGAGUAUUAUGGAGAAUAAAAUGUAUAUGGCAGAAAACACUCAGGUGACUUGUAGUUCCGCUCUGAGACCCCCAAUUUGGCCAAAUUUCAAAAUUGUCCUAUAUGCAUGUGAGAUACAUCCUUGGAAUGCUUAAAAUCUCAAAUUAAAGACACCACGAUUUUAACGAGAUGUUAUCGCGUACCUACCUUGUUUCGAUCCAAAAACUGUGUGUAGCGUGUCUCACCGAGUGUCAACACACAGCUGUGAAUGACCACAGCCGGACAUUUUGGGGAUUUUAUGGGUGAGACACAGUAAUAUAUCAAGGGUUGCAAUGCAGAAAUGGCAGACAUCAAGGAGUGGUCGAGAUUUUCUUUUGCAAAUAUUUACCCUUUUAAGCGUUUUUUUUUUUUUUUCCAUUUUCUUUGUUUGGUUUUUUUAUUUAUCUAAAAUAUCGGGGAAAUGGGACAGAAACCAAAAAAAAACAAAAAAAAAACGAUUAAGCGAUAGUUAUGAUGUAGAAAUCCGUGACCUAUUUACAGACUCUAUUUUGUUUCAUUGUGACGUGAUUUGUUUAAAAGUUUAAAAUAUGUGAGUGACAUAGACAUCAAUUAAUAAUUCUAGUGCUGCAACGAUUAAUCGAUUAACUCGAGUAUUCGAUUAGAAAAAAUAUAUUCGAAUAAAUUUUGCUGCUUCGAGUAUUCGUUUACUUAAAGUGGCGUUGUAAUGGUUUGUUUUGAAAGUGUUUGCAUUUAGUUCUAUUGAUUUGGGUGGAUACACUGCCCUCUAGUCUGCCUCGUUUCACAUGGCUGAAUCCAGCUGCCCCCUGUUAAGACCACUAUAAGCUAAGAUUUGGUUUGAGCUAAUGUUUUUUUUUUUUUAAUCCAUUCGGAAAUUAGUUUAAAGAUAUAUUUAGCCGUUUUUUGUUGGAAUAUGUGUUUGAACUAUUUGUUAAGAGCAUUGAAGAAAAAAAAGCGUUGGCAUUUUAUAGCAUUUAAUCUAGUGGACUUUUGUUAUGUAAGUUAGCCAAUUGUUCUUUUGUUGUACAUAUAUCCUCAUUUAUUAUUUUUUUUUUUUAUACCGUUUGAGGCUCAGGUCAGGUAUUUUAAUUUUUUUAUGUUCCUUAUCCAAUUAUCCAACUAAAUCCAAUUAAUCGACUACUAAAAUAAUCGAUAGCUGCAGCCCUAAAUAAUUCAAAGCUAAAAAUGACAGACAUUUUGAAUAAGAAAUAUAAUUAAUUACCUUGGUUUUAUGGCUGGGUUGAAAUAAAAGCGGUUGCGCAGUGUCUGUAAACGGGGGUCUCCAGGGUAAAACAGACAAAUUAAAAAUAGUUCAGGGGCUUAAUGCGCCAUGAAACUGCUAUGGCAGCAUAUAGACAUAUAGUUCUAUCAAACACAACAGUUCUUUUGACUUAAAAUACAGCAGUUUUAUUUCAAAGAGGGGUGCAAGAGCAGAAACUGCUUUUUCAGCCUUGUCUGUUUUCCACCAUAUACAUUUUUGUUUCUUUUGGCAAUGCCAUUGUAUUUCUGGAUAAUUUUGUUACUUUUUAGCCCUUAAAAAAUUAAAAGUAUUCAUUUUAUUAAUAAAAUUAAAAGUAUAAAAAAUGUUUAAAUCAAAAACCCGACCCUUUUCACGCGAUUCCCAUCCUCUGAAAAAUGGCGCGAUCGGCCCCAUUUCUGAUCACGUGAUCGGAUCAGGACAUCCCUGUUCAAAACUUUUUCACAUGUUUAUUUUGUUGUUAAGCUAUUGAAAUACAAGUGAAGGAAAACUCGUAUAUUAAAAUGAAAGAUGAGUUGUUUCUUGAAGCAUUAUGAAAUUUUGUGUUUAAAAUUCAAUUAGGAUGGUUAAUGUGCGAUUGCGGUGCAACAAUUAAUCGACAACUAAUUGAUUAGCAAAUUAAUCGACAACUAUUGUGAUUACCAAUUAAUCAUUUCGGACCUUCUUCAUCUUUAAACUUGUUUAAAUUCUUAAAGUUAUAGCAAAUAUGUAAUUUCUCAGUUGUAAAUAUUAUCUGAUUUCUUCAUUAUAUUUUUGUUAAGUCAAAGUAGGACAUGAACAAAAAUCUUUCACUUUGGAAAACAAUUCACAUUUUUUCCAAUUUUCAGACAUCUUACUGUCUAAACUAGCUUCUCAAUAAGGCUGCAACAACUAAUCGAGUAAAUCGAUUAAUAAAUUAGAUGCUAACAAAUCGGAUAAUCGAUACAGUUGUAGACUACACCUAAGUCAGAAGGCUGUAAUAAAAUAUUAUUUUUGAAGGAAAUAGUCAUCCAAUUUGUCUUGAUUGUUAUUUACAACGUGCCUAAAACAACUUCCAGGUAAAUUGUGAAAUUGAAAAAAGUGACAUUUAUCCGAUUAAUCGUUCAAUGAAUCCAUUAUGAAAAUAAUCGUUAGUUGCAGCCCUAAUGUUAGGGAAGACAGGCCAUUUUGACCCGGAGGGCACUGAGUGUAUACAGAAAAUGAGGACGACUCCAUCAUAUCAGUCCAAUUUUUGACCUCCUAAAAAUUCUGAGAUUUUAGCUGAAAGCAAAAAACGAACCUAAAAAUUUCAAAUCUUAGAUUUUUUUACCCACAAUUUUUUUUAAACAAAUUUUUGGUAUUUUUGUAAUUCUACUCUACUUUUUUAAGAAAAAAAUACUUUUUGAUUUCAAUUUUCCCAAUUUUUUUUUUCUUUCCAAUGAUUUGAUUUUUCCUUUUAAAAUACAGAAAAUGUUUCUCAAAUACGAUUUUAAAUCCAACUCAUUUAUAUCACCAGUUUUGACAAAAAAUGUUUUUUUUUUCUUCACUUUUUCCAAAGCCGAUCAAUAAAAUACCGUCAAAAUGCCCAUCCCUGGUCUUAACUGGACGCCACACAUACACUCACAUACUCACCUGUUGCCUCCUGACGACGCCGAUUGUCUAAUCGGACGCCGUCAAAUUGGGACGCAUGGUCUUGCACUUGCAAACUCGUCUAGAUUGUAACACGGGACGCGUUGAAUGUAGUACACGUCGUGUUCCAAGAUUGGGAACGAUGCGCAAGCAAGCGCCACAGUGACAAUGAGUGAAAGCUAAGACGACAUCUACUACUACUAGUCCACAAGCGUGAUUGCUGUUUUUCUGGAUUCACUGGUACUUCGAGACUGUAUAUAGAGUGACGUUACAACAACAAACAACUUUUAAGUUGGAAAACAUGCUGUUGUUAUUGUACAUAGUUUGUGUUGGAGUGAAACAACAAAAGCACUAAUUAAGUUAUAUGUGAUUUUUUCCCCCCACUUUUUCUUGUUAAAUAAUUUAAUAACAGAUGGGAUAGUAUUGUGAAAGACGAUGCCACAAUUUUUCUAAUGCUGUAACUGCAAAUUUUUCAAAAAACAAAACAAAAAAAACAAAAAAUUCUUACUUGACCUAAAUGAUACUUAGGUACAACUGGCAUAUAUGCAAUAUUUACACUAUUGAAAACGAGUUUACUCACCACCAAAUGUAAAAAUUGUUAUGUUUAUGAAAGCUUAAAAUUCAGAUUUUUUUGUUUGUUGCGGUUUGUACAUGUUUUUUCCUACAAAUUGAGCCCAUUUGAUGUUUUGAGCAGUGUUUUGCAUACAAGUUAUGUAUCUUCAUCAGAAGCAUCGGAAGGUUACUGUAGGGUGGGCCUUGGCUUACUUUGCUGUUUUUCUUUUUUCAUUGUAAAUAUUUCCCAUCUUGCAUAUUAAUGUGAUGCGACUAAGAGAUGAUAAUUUAAAUUUACGUCUUUGCUUUAGAUGGUAUGGAUUCUUUGUAGACACAUGGAAUAAAUAUUGAUAUUAUUUAAGAAA
Corythoichthys intestinalis (scribbled pipefish) is the source of this 8698-nucleotide messenger RNA. RefSeq names its product insulin receptor substrate 2b (gene irs2b). The transcript is spliced from 2 exons. Gene Ontology annotation, biological process: insulin receptor signaling pathway. Gene Ontology annotation, cellular component: cytosol; plasma membrane. NCBI's taxonomy places the organism in Eukaryota, Metazoa, Chordata, Actinopteri, Syngnathiformes, Syngnathidae. Gene Ontology annotation, molecular function: phosphatidylinositol 3-kinase binding; insulin receptor binding. The record is from RefSeq and is a predicted model, not a curated record. Bases 163 to 3333 code for a protein of 1056 amino acids.